AUGGCGUCAUCACCUAGUGAUACUAACCCUCACAAUCUUCCUCCGUUCGAUCUCGGUAAUCACUUCAAUCCCUCAUCGAACCCUUAUCCUACGCCGCCGGGUUCUUAUCCUCCGCAACCAGGUCCUUUUCUUCCCAGCCAGUACAAUCAGCAGCUCUUCGCUCCGCCUGGCAUCGCCGCCCAACCAUCGCCGGCGAAUCAGGCGCAGCAUCAGAAUCAAGACAUGCCUCCCACGUCCUCCGCGAAUAACUUGCACCAACAGAGAUCACUAUCUUACCCCACACCACCUCUAAAUCUGCAAUCCCCCCGUGGCAAUCACAAUCCCGGAACACAGAUCCUGGCUCUACUCAACAAUAACAACGGUGGAGGCGUCAGGGAAGGCGCCGUGCCCAACCAAGAGCCGUCGAUUCAGCUCCCAGUAGCGAAUCCGCACGAGAUCACUCGCUCGUUUCCUGGCGGUUCGGGUCCUAUUCGUGUUCCUAGCUGUAAGCUGCCCAAGGGAAGGCGAUUGGUUGGUGAACAUGCGGUGUACGAUGUGGACAUGAGAUUACACGGAGAGAUUCAGCCGCAGCUGGAGGUGACUCCGAUUACCAAAUACGGGUCGGAUCCUCAGCUCGUAGUGGGUCGGCAAAUCGCCGUGAAUAAGGUUUACAUAUGCUACGGACUGAAAGGAGGAAACAUUCGAGUUCUCAACAUAAACACCGCAUUGAGGGCUUUGUUCAGAGGCCAUUCUCAGAGAGUGACGGAUAUGGCUUUCUUUGCCGAGGAUGUUCAUUUGUUGGCUAGCGUUAGUCUAGAUGGAAAAGUUUUCGUGUGGAAAAUUUCUGAAGGGGCUGAGGGAGAUGAUCAGCCUCAGAUCACUGGAAACAUAGUUCUUGCUCUUCAGAUACUAGGAGAGGAAGAUACCAAACAUCCACGCGUUUGUUGGCACUGCCAUAAGCAGGAAAUUUUGGUUGUUUCCAUUGGUAAACAUGUGCUGCGAAUUGAUACAACCAAAGUUGGCAGAGGUGAUAAAUUCUCUGCUGAGGCACCUCUGCAGUGUUCCCUUGAUAGACUGAUUGAUGGUGUCCAGAUUGUGGGUAAUCAUGAUGGAGAAGUUACGGAUUUGUCAAUGUGCCAAUGGAUGACCACGCGCCUGGUUUCUUCUUCAGUUGAUGGCACGGUUAAAAUAUGGCAAGAUCAUAAGGUACAACCAGUUGCAGUUUUGAGACCUCAUGAUGGCCAUCCGGUCAAUUCAGCCACAUUUGUGACAUCCCCUGAGAGACCCGAUCACAUCAUACUUAUAACGGGGGGUCCUCUAAAUCGAGAAAUGAAAAUCUGGGUCUCAGCGGGGGGAAAAGGUUGGCUCCUACCAGCUGAUGCUGAGUCAUGGAAGUGUACCCAGACACUUGACUUGAAAAGUUCAACUGAGCCACGAGCUGAGGAGGCAUUUUUCAACCAAGUCAUAGCAUUGUCUGAAGCAGGCCUGCUUUUACUUGCAAAUGCGAAAAGAAGCGCCAUAUAUGCGGUGCAUUUGGAGUAUGGCUCUUCUCCAGUUGAUACACGGAUGGAUUACUUGUCCGAGUUUACAGUCACUAUGCCUAUAUUGAGUUUUAUAGGGACAAAUGAUCCUCCAGAGGUUCCCAUUGUUAAGGUUUACUGUGUUCAGACUCAAGCAAUCCAGCAGUAUACAUUGGAAUUAUGCUUGUGCUUGCCACCUCCUCUAGAGAAUAUGGGUUUGGAAAAGUCAGAUUCUAGUGUUUCGAGAGAGGCAAAUCUUGUUGAAGGCUUGUCAGGAGCAUCUGGACUAAAGCCUACAGAAUUACCUUCGGUUGAUUCAGUGCCUAAACCAUCUAUUCUAGUGAAAAGAUCGCAAAGUGGCAAUACGUCAAGUUUUCAAGCGGAUUCUGCAUCAGGAGAGACCACAGCACCAUCAAUUGUUCCAUCCAACAGCGAGCCUAAUAUUUCUGGGUUGCCAUAUGAGACCAUUGAUGCAGGUUCUGCGUAUGCUCCUUCACCGCAGCUUCCUCUAAGUCCCAGACUCUCAAGUACACUUUCUGGUUAUCACACUCCUGCAGAAGAUAUCGAGCAAGUACUGCCUCGUCGUGAGCUCGGUGGCAAAGCUCCUUCUGCUGAUUAUUCUGUUGGUAGGCAAACUGAUGCUAUUGGAGAAAGCAAUUUGGAUGCGUCUUCCAUAGAGGAAAGCUCAAAAAGAAAGGAAAAAAAUGUUACACCUGUUGAUGACGUGUCUGGGAUUCAAAGCCCAUCCGGUUUUUUCAAAUCCCCCACACAUCUUGUAACUCCAGAUUUUUUUAAGGGCGUUUCGUCCACUGAAGCCUCCAUUACUACUGAAGAGAAGAGGGAUGGAGAUGCAAAUAUCCAAGAUGUUAGUAAUGGUGCAAGAAGCACAGAAGUUGAGGGGAAAGAAGUAGGUGCAGGAAGGUCGAUCCAGAAUGGUGAAAUCAACUAUCAUUUAGAAACUGAAAGUCGCACUUCAAAAAGUAGAGAAAAAAUCUUCUGCUCGCAGGCUUCUAAUCUCAGCAUUGAGAUGGCAAGAGACCAUCAUCCUGUGACUGAGGAAACUUUUAUUCCCGAGGACUCUGUGCCAAAUGGACAAUAUUUACAAGCUGGAGAUGAAAAGAGUCUUGAUUCAAGAGGGGUGUCUGGAAUGCUUCCUGAGUCGGUUUCAUCUAGUGGGCUUCCACAGUUGGCAGUUACAAAUAGCAAAGGGAAGAAGCAAAAGACCAAAAGUUCGCAAGGUCUUGGUUUGUCAUCUACAUCCUCAAAUGUUGCCAAUCUUGCUGACUCCUUCAAUGAGCAAAGCCAGAGCUUAAAUCAUCCCACCACAGAUUCACUUCCUCAACUCUCAGCUAUGCAAGAAACGAUGAAUCAGAUAAUGGCAUCGCAGAAGGAGAUGCAGAGACAACUAUCAAAUGCUGUCAACGGCCCUAUAAUUAAAGAAGGUAAAAGACUAGAAGUUGCUUUAGGGCGAAUGAUUGAGAGAUCCAGCAAGUCAAAUGCUGAUGCUCUAUGGGCGCGCUUCCAAGAGGAGACUGUUAAGAAUGAAAAGGCAUUGCAUGACCAUGGCCAGCAAAUUAUGAAUGCUAUGACGAACUUCAUGAGCAAGGAGUUAAAUGCCAUCUUUGAGAAAACGAUAAAGAAAGAAUUUGCUGCACUUGGUCCGAACCUAGCUCGUACAGUUACUCCAGCGAUUGAAAAGACUGUAUCUUCUGCAAUCACAGAGUCCUUCCAGAGAGGACUUGGUGACAAAGCAGUCAAUCAGCUUGACAAAUCUGUUAAUUCAAAGCUCGAGGCAACCAUAGCUAGGCAAAUUCAAGCCCAAUUUCAGACCUCUGGCAGGCAAGCCCUCCAGGAAGCUGUUAGGUCGGGUCUGGAGUCCUCGAUCAUACCAUCCUUUGAGAGGUCAUGCAAGACCAUGUUUGAACAAGUAGAUUCGGCAUUCCAGAAAGGGAUCGCUGAGCAUACCAACGCAGCUCAGCAACGGUUUGAUUCUGGACACACCCAGCUCGCUCAUACUCUAAGGGAAUCAAUUACUUCUGCGUCAUCAGUUGCUCAAGCCUUAGCCGAGGGCCAAAGGAAUCUGUUAGCUCUUGCAGCUACUGGAGCAAAUCCUGGUGGGUCAAAUCCAUUAAUUACUCAACGAAGUAGCGGAGCUUUGGGUGCUCUUCUUGAAAAGGUUGAAGCACCAAUGGACCCAACGACAGAACUAUCAAGGUUGAUAUCCGAACGCAAGUACGAAGAAUCAUUUACUUCGGCUCUACAAAGAAGCGAUGUCUCUAUAGUGUCAUGGCUUUGUUCACAGGUGGAUCUUCGUGGACUGCUGAGGAUGAAUCCGCUGCCACUGAGCCAAGGUGUGCUUUUGUCACUUCUGCAACAGCUAGCUUGUGACAUGAGCAAGGACACAUCCCGUAAGCUUGCUUGGAUGACCGAUGUGGUUACAGCUAUAAACCCAUCAGACCAAAUGAUUGCGGUCCACGCUCGUCCAAUUUUUGAACAAGUCUAUCAGAUUCUGCACCACCACCGUAACGCACCGGGUAACGCAUCUGGCAGCGACGUCUCUGCCAUCACAAUUAUAAUGCACGUCAUCAACUCCAUGCUUAUGGGCUGCAAAUGA
Messenger RNA from Microthlaspi erraticum, 4113 nucleotides. The record is from the annotation of a GenBank genome assembly. NCBI's taxonomy places the organism in Eukaryota, Viridiplantae, Streptophyta, Magnoliopsida, Brassicales, Brassicaceae.